CCUGUUUCCGGUUUCCUCCUGUUUAUGUUUUGCAGACAAUCUCUGACAUUCGCUCACAAACUACAUUAAUAUACGUUAUAAAUAAAACAAUUAUGAUAUCGAACCCGAGGACGGACUCUGCAGAUAAACUUCAGUAGGUGGCGUGUGUCCAUCCUCCCUCUGUUUGUCCCGUUUGUCCUUUUUGUCCUGUUUGUCCUGUGUCCUCCAGCUCCCAUGUCCCAGGCUCCUCUCAGCAUGAACCCCGACAGCUUCACCUGCUCCAUCUGUCUGGAGCAGCUCUCGGACCCGGUCACCGUCCCGUGUGGACACAGCUACUGCAUGGGCUGCCUGACGAGCCACUGGGACCGCCAGUCCGUGUACUGCUGUCCCCAGUGCAGGGCCUCCUUCAGUCCCAGACCCAAACUGGGCAGGAACACGCUGCUGGUGGAGAUGCUGCAGAGACUCGGCUCCGUCCGGCUGAGCCCGGUCCCCUCGGCUCCUCCUCUGUACGAGAGCCUGGAGCACCCCACCUUCGAUGUGUCCUCCGCCCGUCCUGAGAGGACUAAAGGAGAGAGGCUUGUGGGAAACACACGGAAACUUCUAGCUCAGCAGAUCCAGGACGGGGAGAAGGAGAUUCAGCAGCUGAAGCAGAGUCUGCGUUCGUUGUCUCGUCAGGCCAAAGACGCGGUGAAGGACAGCAGCCGGAUCUUCUCCGAGCUGCUGGAGUUCGUGGAGCGCCGCCGCGUCGAGGUGAAGGAGCUGAUCCGAGCUCAGGAGAAGGCUGAGGUGGCUCGGGCGGAGAACCAGGUGCAGCAUCUGGAGCAGCAGCUCUCCGAGCUGAGGAGGAGAGACGCUGAGCUGGAGCGGGUGUCGCACACUCAGGACCUACACCAGAUCACGCAGGUGAUGUGUCGGUCGGACCUCAGUCCAGAUGUUUUUCCGGGAGCGAACUGCUCUCUGACCAUCUGUCCACUUUCCUUCGGGCCUGUGAGACGAGCCAUCUCAGAAAUGAAGGAGCAGCUGCAGAGUCUGUAUCUCAGUGAACUCCCAAGUAUCCUCUCUGCAGUGAAAUCUGUAAACCUCCUGCAGAUGAAGCAGGUCGACGAAGCUGGUCCAGUCGCCCUCGCUCUGAACAGCAGGAGUGAACUGCUUCAGUACUUCUGUCCUCUCUCUCUGGACCUGUUCACGGCUCACAGGCAGCUCUCCCUGAAGGGGGGGAACCGUGUGGUCAGUCGAGCCGGAGAGCUCCAGUCGUACCCCGACCACCCGGAUCGCUUCGACACCUGGUGCCAGGUGCUGUGCCGCGAGGGGCUGCAGGGCCGCAGCUACUGGGAGGCGGAGUGGGAGGGGAGCGAGGUGGUGCUGGGGCUCACGCACGAGAACAUUCAAAGAAAGGGAUCAUCUGACAAGUGCCGACUGGGACGCAACUCCCGGUCAUGGGGUCUCUGCUGCAGCGCCUCCUCCUUCAGCGUCUGCCAUGGCAGAGAGAAGAAGGCGGUGGCGCUGCCGGCCUCCAGCUCGCUGACCCGCCGGGUCGGGGUGUUUCUGGACCACGACGCCGGACUGAUCUUCUUCUACAUGGUGACGCCCGGAGGAGUCGUCCUCCUGCACAGGGCGGCGUCCUGCUUCGAGCUGCCCCUCUACGCUGCAGCGUGGCUGGGAUCCGACUCCACCGUCACCCUCUGCACGGUGGACUGACGCAGCACAGACAGAUGCUGUGUGAGUCUGUGGUUUGAAUGUCAUUCAGUAAAAUUCACUCAGGUCUGGACGUGAUACCUCAGAUGAUAAUGAAUUAAAGGUCAAUAUUAUUUUACGAUCAGCAAAAUGCCAAACUAACAUUUGUCCUUAAGCGACAAUGUGGCAUUUUUUAAUAAUUGUAAUCGUAUUAGAAAUCUAACAUAUAUACUCAUAUCGAUAUUAAUGCUUCUUCACACUACAUUUAACUUAUUAGCCUCACUGUUUAUUGUAGUUCAAAAUAUAAACAAGCCUUUUACUCUUUUCAACUUUAUUUUAUUUUGUUUAAUUCAUCACAUAUUAGUCGGUGAGUCUGAAUCCACCAUCGAUGCCGUUACUUUACUGUAUACUCUGUGUAUAAUGUUUAAGACUCAAAAUAAUCAGUGCACGAUUGUGAUUGUUUCCAACAGACGACAAACUGGAAGAAUAUUAAUAUCUCAGGAUGAGUGUUCUGGACAUUUUCCUUCUACAGUCUUCAUAUGUUAAAAGAAAAACAUGACCUCGUGUGCUGUCCAGCCACGUCAUCAAACUGCAUUGUAAGAGACAGAAUGUAUUUUUAUAUGUCAUGUCACUUUUUUGAUGAACGCAACAACCCACAGACCUCAGUUCAGUGUUUAACAGUUUGAACAUCAGGAUUCGUGCCUUAGUAGAAAGAGGUGGAGUUGUCUGUCUGCAGAAAAACAUUUUAACCCCUUAUUGCCUGACUUAAUUUCCAAUUAUAUAAAAAAUGUAUCUGGAUGUCAUGCAGAUGCUAAAUUAAGUAGCUAUGAGGCAAAUUAGCGACAUUAGGCAUAAUGGGGCAUAACCUUAAUUUAACAAAUUUUCCAGUCUCUGGUAUCUCUAUUAUUAUAUUGAUGCUGCUUUUGAUUGAAAUUGAAUAACAACAUAUGUUUCUGUACAAUCAUUGCUGUUCCAUCAUCACAGUAUUUCAAAUACAGCUUAAUACCUCAAAAUAACUUUGCUGCACAGUCCCAAGGUGCUAGUAUGAAUUUCCACUUCGACCACUAGAUGGCGGCAGAGUGCUUCCAAUACCUUCCUUGGUAUGUGUAGUAUUUGCACCAUCGGCCACAAUCGUCACCUCGGCGGCAUUAAGACCGGAAUGGGGUUUGACGCAAAUUCACGACAUUCCUCUACAAGGGGUUAAAGCGUUAGGCUAUUUGUACCUUCAUUGUAUUGUAAUGGAAACACACGAGAACAAAGAGCUGCUUGUUAUCCUCCAACAGGCAAAGUGAGCUGUGUUCAUUGCUGCGGUAAACAGGUCUGAAAGGUAACCUGUGAUUAAAAAAACACGAGACAAAAGAGUCGCUUCAGUGCUCGAGUUGUAUUUUAAUUCUUAUUAUUAACCGUUGACACAAAGCAGAGGAACCAGGCGUGACAAAAGACGAAAACAAAAAGACAGAGUGGGAUUAGAUCUUGUUGAAAGCAGCGACGUCGACGCUCUGGAUCUGAAAUAGAACAAACAGGGAACUGGUGAAACUCGAGUGAACCUGUCGUGGAAACAGGAUUUAAAAUGUAUAAACUUCUGUUUACAUCUCAUUUAUGCAGCAAUGUACCGACUGUGCCAGUUUAAGAGGUACACCUGACUUCAGGUUAUCUAAUACUGAUAAAUAGGAUCUUCCUGAAGGUUAUAACGUUCAGUUUUUGUUUUAACUUGACUGUGAAACCCAAGUGUCCUAAUUUCAACCAUAACAAUAAAAAAGCAAGUUGACGAAGAA
Messenger RNA from Platichthys flesus (European flounder), 3428 nucleotides. Its product is annotated as tripartite motif-containing protein 16-like protein. NCBI's taxonomy places the organism in Eukaryota, Metazoa, Chordata, Actinopteri, Pleuronectiformes, Pleuronectidae. Gene Ontology annotation, molecular function: protein binding. The coding region runs from base 214 to 1677 and encodes 487 amino acids. The transcript is spliced from 9 exons. The record is from RefSeq and is a predicted model, not a curated record.